Molecule: messenger RNA, 23357 nt
Organism: Spirometra erinaceieuropaei
Lineage: Eukaryota; Metazoa; Platyhelminthes; Cestoda; Diphyllobothriidea; Diphyllobothriidae
Source: the annotation of a GenBank genome assembly
AUGGAGGGCUACCACAGGUUGAUGGAAAAUCCAUUUUCCGAUCCUGUAAGUUUUCUUAAGGACCCUUCCAGGAAGUUAUUGAUUUGUGAUUCCAUUGGGCAGCUGAAAAUCUAGUUUAAUGACCGUGGUACCCGGGUUUUAGUUAAAGUUUCGGAAAUGCAAUUAAUGCAAGCCUGUGUUAAGAAUCCCCCAUAACAGUCUCCGAAAUACGAAAUCCGAUAUAAUAUAUGCGCUCUUGGGCAGUAAUCACUCAUAAAAUCCUAUUGUGAAGUUGUUUCGAACAUAUUUAUACGGCUCAAAGUUGAACCUUAGUUCCAAUCAAAUCCUGACAACCGUCUAGGGGACCGAAGACCCCGGAAUGUAGUGAUACAUCGCCGCCACCAUGGGCGCUGUUAUGGAAACCAAAUUUAUGCUCUACAGGUUCCAUUGGAAAGUUAUAAAGGGAGCAAUCCUAGUAGUAAUUCCAUAGGAAGGCGACAGCGCCACGCUGCGUAUAAGUCGCGAUAGGUAUGACCGAUUGAUAGCGGAUUUUAUCCAUUUGGUCGCUAUGGGAACAGCGGCAAAAAUCGCGAUAUGGCCGCAUAUAGCUGCGGACGCCCCGCCUUUGCGACGUAUGCCUUUUAGCACCCACGGACGCUCUUCCCCACACUUUCUGUUCAACCUUUUACUGUAAGUACUACGUAGGCCUCCCAAAAGUCUUAUGAAGGCGUUUUCCAUGUAUCAAAGAGAAUAUUUAAUCAAAAAAGUACAAAUUUCAACAAAUUAUCGUCGUAUCGCCUGCGGCAUUGACGAUGACGGUCCUGCUUUCGGUUUUAAGCCAAGUAGGCGUAUUAAGAGGAUGGUUAGACUAACCACUAGAGUCCUCCAAUUUAGAAUCCACCUGAAAACGUCGCUUGCGUAGGGCAUCAAGGGAUCUCUUCAACCGCCAUGGAAAAGCGGCCUCGAGUUCAUACACACCGACUCUCCCCCCUCUGUUCUAUACAGCGUAAACGUCCGUUUAGCAUGAACAGUUGCAUAUAAUCAAGGGCCUACCUUUGAUGACGUCGUAAACCUGUGAAUCACACAGACCUUAUUCAAUUUUCUCCUUUAAAGUUAAUAUGUAUAUUUGCUUCGUCGUCGAAGAGGGCAUAGAAUACACUUUUCACAAAAUCGUCUGCGUUGAGUCCACCGAAGCACACCAGGAAGUUCCUCUGUGAAUAUGUCCUUAAAUCCCUCAAGCCUUACCACUUGACUUCAACCUGCGGGUCAUGCAGUCUACUGUUGACCUCCAGGAAGUCGAACCUAGUGCAGAUGAGCUGCCUUAGAGGGUCGGAAGGGAAGGCGGCCUCUCAGCUUCCUGGGGCGGACCCUCGGCGGUUAUCAGGUACCUGCAUUAUGUGCAGGUUCUCAUACAUACACAAGUUGCUCGUGCAUGAGUUCGAUGCCUUUCCCUUGCCCCCAUAUUUGCGCCUGCAUUUCACUCAUCACUGAGCGGCAGGACGGGUCAUGCCAACCCACAAAGGAAAUGAGUGCCAUGCGACAUUACUUUUGUAACUCGCUGGCCUGCGUGCUGGCAGCGUGCCCAUUGACUCCUGAUCUGAGUCUCCCUCAUUCUAAGCAGUAAGUUUCGUAAGUGACUGAGACACACUGCAGAUGACAUCGGCGGAUCGCCAAGUUCCCAUUUUUAUCAAACGGAAUUACGGCGUUGUCCAGUUGAUUUCCGCCGACCAGUUUCUUCGUUACUGGAAUUAUUAGCCAUAGAUGUCUACAACAACAAAGGGAAAAAUUAGUGUUAGCGACUUCUCCUACAGCCAUGUCCAUUUCAUCCCUUGACAAGGGAUGCUUGUUAAUAGUCCAGUUUUUUCAUUAAAACGUACAAAUUAUCUUGAGGAAAGCAGACGUACUUCGAGGUUACCGGUAGGUAUGCACAGUCGAUGGUACUUGAAAUGUGAGAUAGGUACACCUCUAAGGUUGAUGGCUCUGUAAGAUACAGGAAGUAAUCAGCAGUGUUUGUGAAUUCGCUAUAUACUAUGAAAACACGUCCUGCCCAGUCCAGCAGUCUGUUCUUCUCUAUCACCGAGUAUGAUGCACCGAUUAAUUGAAAGAUUGCCUCGCCGCGAUCUGCUGAUUGUUGCUGGCGGUUUGAAUGGUCGAACUGGACCGGGUCAUCCCACAACCAGUCAUCUUCUUGACCACUUUGGGCUUAGUUCCCGAUGUGAAAGUGAUGAGAGAUUGCUGAACUUCGCUGAUCGAAACCGACUGCUUGUCACAUGUUUCCAGCAUCGAAAAAAAUCUGCUGACAUGGUAUUCAAACGACGGCCAUGCGGCCAGUCAGAUUAAUUACAUACUAAUCAGCUCAAGGUUCCGCAGCUGGGUUUACGAUAGCAGAUCGAUGCGUGGUGCCCCGACUGGUAAAGCCCAUAGGUCGGACCAUGUCGUCGUUCGUACACGCUUGAAAGUUCAUCUCUCAUCCGCGUCAAAAAUGCCGCGUCCUAGACACCCCGAUGUCGCAAAAAUCUGGCAAAUCAGCACCGUUGAGGCCCUGAGCAGAGAGAUCCGGACCUGCUUUACGACCUGAGCCGACGGAGAAGGCAGUGACCAGUGGUCGUCACUAAAAACGUCAGUCUAUGAGGCAGCUGAGAAAAUCCUUAGAUACACCCUGCGACGCCGCAGUGAAUGGAUCGGCGGAAGAACCCUGCAGUUGUCUGCUCAAACGGCUCGAGCCAGGUCCCGUAACGAUGACUGCUUCCACCAGCUUCCAAAGAUGACGGCAAAAUAGGCCAGGGAUGACCGGAAGCAAUAUUGGGCUAAAAUAGCGGUCUCCAUGGAACAGGCCUCAAACGUUGGUGACACUCGAAAACUCUACUAACUUAUCCCCAAAGUUAGCGGUAAUCCCACUACACUGAGUGACUCUGUUCGCGACGUUAAUGGCGGCAUUAUUGCUGACAACUCGGCCAAAGUCGAGCGCUGGCGUCAGCAAUUCAAGCACCGUCUAAAAUUCGAUAACCAACCUACUUCGCCCUUGCUCUCCUCUUCAGCGGAGUUUCUUCCCUCUCCCACCUAUACAGUGUCAUGCGACCUCCCCCCUCUGAAGGAGAAGUCUUCGAUGCUAUACGAAAGCUACGCAAUGAUAAGGCACCCGGAGAGAACGGUAUACCCGCUGAAAUCUUCAACUCUUGUGUCGAAACUCUGGCGCCCUGGAUACAUGAGGUGACUGGACGGGCGUGAAGAGACGAGGUUGUUCCUGAUGACUGGGGCUUAGCAAUCCUUGCACCUAUCCUCAAGAAGGGAGUUAAGACGAGAAGCGAGAACUACCGCGGCAUAAGUCUCAUCGACGUUGCUGCGAAGAUCUUUGCUAUUGUCCUACUGAGGCGAUUCAAAUCUGCGCGACUCAAGGACGAGGCCCGACCAAGCGGGAUUUCGUGCCGGACGUGGAUGCGCAGACCAAAUAUUAAUACCGAGGCGCAUUCUCGAAUUUCGCCCUAGCUACCCCUAACCGACGGCCGUCUGCUUCAUUGACUUUAUCGCCGCGUUCGAUUUUGUCCAUCAUGAGUCCCUGUGGCGGAUAAUGGCGCUAGAUGGUGUACCGUCAAAAAUCAUCGUCAUGAUCAAGGUCUAUUAUUGUUUCACUAUUGCGAGAGUCCUGGUCCGCAACAAUCUUACCCAACCGUUCGGCAUUGGGUCUGGCGUUCGACAGGGUUGUAUCAUGUCGCGCAUUCUGUUAAACUUCGCUAUUGACUGGAUUCUCGGGAGGAGCUUACACGAAGGUAACAGUGUUGAGUUUGCACCCGGACACCGACUGACUGAUCUCGACUAUGCCGAUGAUAUCGCCUUACUUGCUUCAAGUUUUGGUGAACUGCAGUCUAUGGUGUCACGGGUGAACGGGGUCGCUAAAUCGGUCGGUUUAUCCAUAAACGCUGCGAAGACCAGUGUUUUCAAGCUGCACCCCUGACCAGAAGGCAACCCUCGGGAUUGAUGGCUGUCAACUUGAUAUUGGACGUCAUGGAGUCUUGGACUCCUAAUCCUUCCUAUUAGAGUUACCUGGGUCGACUAAGAAGACUGCUGUGUAGUCCAUCCACAUGCACACUAGGGACUCAAUUCCAGGGAGAGUUGAUGUUCGGGAGCAGUUUACCUGCAUAUUGGUACAAGUUUCCGAGUGGAUACUUCUACAACUGAUCGGUGCUUACUUGUACUGAAUACGGCUGCGAUCAUGCCGGCUCUAGCCCGCCUCGAUGAUGUCACGAACUGUACCUCCCCACGCGUGACUAUCCGCGGCAGCAGAUCUGGACAGCUUAACCCAUUGUCUUCGCCAACCACGGAGACCGAAUACAGAAGGCCCUAGAACCAUCUCCAUGUCUUGACGAACUGUGUCGAGCCAGGUUUUGAGCUGAUCCCCUCUUCGACGGUGACGGAUCGAGGGUAUUACCACUGAGCUCCUGAGGUGGACGACGAAGAACAUGCCCAAACCACCCCAGUCGCCCUUCUUGGGUGGCCUGGGUUAUCCUUGCGCCAUUGUCGCAGCGAGUGCGGACUGUCUCAUUUGAGACGAAGUCGGUGAACUUCACGCUAAGGAUGGUCCUCAAGCAGUGCUGGUCAAAUAUCGCCAGUUUUCGCUCGUCCUCCACGUGCAUAGCCCAGCAUUCACGGCCGUAGAGAAGGACAGACCGGACAUAUGCACGGUACACGCGAGUCUUAGUGGCGAUGGAAAGAUUGCGUCGGAUUUGGAGGCAUUUUCGAAGGCUUGAGAAAACCCGGCAGACAACAUCAAUUUGGGAGAUAAUGUUGUUCCUACUCAGUCAAUUCGGCAGCAACCUCAACCCGAGGUAUUUAAAACUGUCUACUUCUUAAAGUUGGCGGCCACGAAUCUCGAGAGGUGCCCUCCCCUGGUCAGGGAUGCAGCUUAAAAACACUAUAGUCUUCCCAGAGUUUAUGGAUAAACCGACCGACUUGGCGACCUCGUUCAUCCCUGACAACAUAGAAUGCAAAUCACCAAAACUUGAAGUGAGUAAGGCGAUAUCAUCGGCAUAGUCGAGAUCAGUCAGUCGGUGUCCGGGUGCAAACUCUCCGAUUGUUUGCCGUCAUGUACGACGAGAUUUUCUAAGGCCGGCGUUUGAGAGUGCAUAAGGGAAAGCGGCGAUUGGGAUGAAGCGUUUCGGCAGAGCACUAUGGUCUGCCCAUGUGACGUUUGCAGUGCAGACGUUCACAAAGCAGCCAUGAUUCGAACUUCGCAUCGUCCCUUAACGUGCAGAUUAGUAUUUCAAGCAUUGAUUUGUUCUAGUUUUCUAUUUCGGGGCCUGUGGUCCAGAGCCUACGUUCUAGAGUUGUUCAACUCCACUGGCGAAGAAGAUAUUUGAUGUAGCGAAUGACGCAGCUUUUCUGGUAUGUUAUCCACACAGGGUUGUUGGGUGCUCAAUACCUGCUUUUAUAUUAUGGGUGUCCUUAAUGCUGCUUGGCACCGUCACCACUCCUAUUCAUGAGGAGUGUUUGCCAUGUGAUCGUAAGUGAAUGCCUUUUGGACUAGGAAAUAUUCCUCUAGCUUACUUAUUUCCACGCAUUCUUCUGUCUCUAGGCAAUGUCAGCAAUUAACACUCCCACAACCGCGGUUGGCGAUGACCCUUCGCGUAUCCACGCCCAGGGACUAGAUGGGUACAAUCCGUUUGGUACGGACCAUUCCUCCAGUGCUGCCACCACCACCACUACUACUGCUGCCGUACCACCACCAUACUCAGCCGUCUCGGCGCAGCGUAUCACGACGGAGGAGUUGCAGCGCCGACAGAAGGAGCUGGAAGAACGGGCUGCCGAACUGUCGCGUCGUGAAGAGGAGUAUCGACGCAUGGAAGAGCAGUCAAUCCGUUCCGGUAUGUGCGGAAGUUCAAGUUGGGACGAUUUUUGUUUCUUACAGGACCCCCUCCCCCGUCUACCAUGCAAUUGGUCACAACUGUCUGACUGCAAGCCUGUCACACGAACGGAAAAACCUAAUUGUACUGGAAACGUGUGCCCUCGUUGUCUGCUUCACCCGUACCCUUCAAUUUCGUGGGCAUCUUACCCUCAAUGUAGUACUCAGAACUUUUCAAAUGACACGCUAUGAAUUACCCACAGGCUUAUCUUCCUUAGGCCUCAGUUUACGUGGUGCGGGGUUCAAAGGUCUAACCAGAUAGCCAGGCAUCAACAGUUUCUGUGCGUUUUAGCUUUCAGUACACGCACUGUUCGGAAUACUUUAACCUUUUAAUUUUGCGAUCGACUCCAACGGAACGAGUGAGUUCCGUAAGAACGAUCGGUGACCGCCGCCUACCAUUGAUUCCAUCUAACUUUGCCUUGGUGAACUGUUCUCUGAACCACUUUAGGUGGUAUUUCCCCUGUCGCUGUCCCCUUUCGCUGUUUAUUUUGGACGGUGGUUGUUCUAAAAGGAUUACCCCUUAAGAAUGCCAAAUGGGCGUCCUAACCUUAACGUUCCGGUCGUCCACAAUCUCAGUCCAUCUGUGGCCCACCGGACAGGGGUUUUGUGGAGUGGUUUGCUGAAAGGACGCCUUCCCAUAGCAUCUUAAUUUGAAGAUUAACUUUGCCUCCCAAACUCCGCGAUCACGUUAGUUUUAAAUUCCAAAAUUAUGUUUGACGGUGGGUGAGCCCUUUACUGUUUGACAGAUAUCAUCCACCAGCCCGUAAUGCGACUAUAGUUAAUGACCAUUUAUAGGUAACUAACACGUCGGAUUGGAGGCCAGGCAUAACUGAAGGUAUUACCGUGUCUGGUACGUCAAUGCCUACUCAUCAGAACCCAGAGCCUGUUUAUUCCGCAGCAAACUCUUGCUGAAAGCCGUUACAUUAUCGACCGUCUAUGGACGCGCUGAGUUGCUCGAAUUUAAGCUAGCAGGUUGGCCCUAUCGUCCCGGGGCGCUUGUUGUGGGUGAUUGUUGUUGACGAUGGUUGAAUUUUCCUUAGAUUUAUCGAUGUGUGCCUGUCGGUGUAUAAGAGCUGUUUUAUAUAUGUUUGCUUUUACUUGAAAAUUGGCGCAUCCAGAGGCCAAGGAGUCUAGGUCUCGCUGCAUGUUCGUUUCAUUUGUGAGGUUUAGUCCAUGGUCUUCUUCGAAGAGAAAUUCGUCUCUCCUGACACAGGAGACUAUCAGUACGUUGUACAUAAGGCGGCUGUUUAAUGACUUUCCGUCAGAUCGAUAGUUUAUAUCGAUUUCGAGUCACUCCUCUUGAUAGACGCCAACUGGCACCUCGGAGGGCUUGAGAUCACAAAAUGCCGACACAAGUGCGCAAUCCUGUUUUGCCCUAUUCGUGACGGUAAAUUGCUCAAAAAUUGAUCCAUUUUCUUGGCGCGUGUCACCAUGCCGUUGUAUAAUUGCCUGACCAGCAGCCUAAGGCUUCCAGGAAGUUGAGUCUUCAUCGCGAUUUCCCAGAGUUCUUUUACGGUCACAGCAUCGAAGGUCUUGGGAGAUUUGAGACGACUGUACAGAGGCUAAUUAUCAUUUUUCUAGCAAUACUGAGGUAGUCGCGCGGCAAAAAUUACGUCGGUAGCUUCACAGUGUUUUCCAGAAUCCAUGUUGAGUCUCCGAUAAAAGUUUUUCAUUCAGGUGUUCAAUCAGGCCAUUGCAGAGCGUACGGACACACAUUUUGCCUGCAACAUAGAGAAAAAAGUCCCUACAUUGAUUGCCACUCCUAGUCAGCUUUCUUUUCACUCGCAGAGGCGUAGACCUGUGAUAACUUUGAAGUCAUCCGUGCUUUAUACCAGUCUUUCAUCUCCUAAUCAGCAUGGUUACUUUGGCCAGAAUUUGCGGACCAUGAUAUCUAUACACUUCUGUUGGGUUGGAAUCAUACCGUGAACUUUGUCUCUGGGCAUUGGCUGCACUGUCUUGACUAUUUUCUGCGGGGGGGGGAGGGGAGGUAGGCGGUGGAGCUCAGCAUUGGUUUCCACCUGAGAAAGUCUAUUGAGGUUUCUUCGCAGAAUGAAGAUAGACGAUUGAGGACACUCUCAGAGCGUUAGUCUCACCGUUUUAGGAUCCACUUCUCUCCUGCUAGCAGGGAAUCUCCGUACGAACUGAACAGCGGCACAGUUGCGUCGGGUUGGCGUCUCAAAACCACUCCGUUGUCCACGAAGUUCUCCAUUUCAGCAUGGCCAACGUAUCUCUCACUUGGCUCUGCAUUUCUCGCAGCCUCGUUUGCGCUUGGUGGUUACGCCGAAAGAAUGAAGCCCUCUUGGGAGCGAUGCAGUUGUCCUUACAGGCCCUGUGAUGGGUUGUCUUUGGAUAACAGUCGUUGGAUUUCUUUGUCUUCCAUGCCGAAUGAAUCCUGAUGUCUGCGUGCAGGUCCAAGUACCUCCGUGAUGGUCGUAUUGAUAGCUCUGUCCAAUUUCUCGCAUUUUGUUCUCUGUAUUCACUCUACAAGGUCUGGAAUUGCUCUGGGAUGACGUUCAUCUUGGCGAUGGGGUCCGCCUUUGCUCGGCGUUGUUCAGCACUGCAUCCUUUAAUAUGGCUAGGCGAUGAUCGAUUCAGCAUCCAGAACCACACAUUGUCUUGGUCAUGGUUAUGGUCAUUCGCCUCCAGAUGAGCAUACUGUCCAGAAGUUCACGAAUGCAGGCGAAAUUUCGAGUUCCAGGUGUAUGCAUAAGUGAAGAAGAAGAUUCGGGCACCGCCCACGCCGGAAACAAAACAGGCCGAGAAUUGAUUGAAGCCUGGGCCCGGGAGGGGAACUCGGUCAAUCGAUUUAUCGAUCUGGCGCCGGCGUACAGAGCCCUGCGUAGUCACCUCCACUCUUGCGCCGUCGGUCGAUUGGGCCUACAUGCCAUAUAACUGCCGUUUGUUCUGUUGCUGCCACUACCUCUGACGAUGGACACCUGUACGAGUCUGAAAGCUCAGGACAAUAAACAAAGUGUUCCGGUGCACGAAUCUUCUUCACUUAUGUCCAGAAGGUCCCAGUGAUGCGGAAAAGGGUACAUUUAAAUAGUCUUUUGCGGUGGAGAAGGCGAAAAUGAUGUUAGUGAUGAGUAGCUUUUUUUCCUUGCAUUUCUUAAAUGCCAGAAACCUGUUGCUGGUGUAGCUCAUAUCUUUUGACGACCAAAUGAUCGCAGGUAGAGCGCUCCGAAUCGAGGCGCACAUCGAGGUCUCCGUGCAUAUUAAUCUUGUCAGCAUUAAACACAAACACAAGGGAGACGUACAGAUUCUCGUAAAACUUAUCACCCGCGAGACAGCGCUUGACAUCGGCGUGUAGACGCUUAUGGUGAUGGUGAACUUCUCUUGAAGCAAAGACGCAUUGUGAUGGGACGGUCGUUGAUGCCUUCCCGGGAAAAGAUGAUGUAGUUCCUUAUGGUAAAGGCGACUUCAUCCACUCAUCGUUUCUCCAUACAAUGACCUCUAUAGAAGGUGUAUCCUUGUCCCACUUCGUCCAGCUGCUUUGUUCGGAGAACGGAAUCGUACUGAGAACAGCAAUGGUGUAGACCGCCUCCUGGAUUUCAUAUCGCCCAAUGCCCUGACCACCGAGCCAGGGGCUUGUUGUCCUGUCGGUUUCUCGAGAGAGAAAGAGCCCCAUGGCACAAGGGGACGAGUGAGUUCCGUAGCGUGAUCAGUGAGCGCCCCUACACCGCCGAUAAUACUCUCUUUCCAUUUCCACCAUAAUCCGGUUUCGGAAUUAAAUCAAGAUGACAAAAAUGGCAUUUUACCGUCUGCCUCAUCUUACGCGCACACACUCGUUCAUCUGUCUUUGGGCUAGUCAUACUCAUUGGAUUUGAAAUAGAACUCAAGGUAAACUGACGUCAUUGCCGUCAGGCUUCAGUCAGAAGACUGGUUUCCCCUUUUGACAAUUCUUUAUACCAAGACAUUGAUACAUGUGAUCCACUUGAACUAUUGUAAGAAAACUUACUUUCAUUAUCUGUCUCGCCCCUUCCGUUACCAAGUGGUGAGGUAAAGUCAGAGCGACUAGAUGUGGGACUAGGCCUACUGGCUGACUUGAAACUCGUUGCUCUAUGCCUGUCAUGGCAUUUUAUAUUUUUUUUCUAUUUCGCCGAAAAGCCAUACUUUACCCGGCCGGUCCGGCCACCCCCAUUUGAGUCUGACAUCUGAAUCUUACUUUGUCUGGAGACCAAUUCCGCACAACCACACGUGCACAUGGUUUCAGGUUUUCGAGACCCCGCACAUAUGUCGGCCGAGUUUGUCUUUGUAGGCCCACCAUCGACGCACUUAUUCGUUAAAUCACCAUGUCCAUGUUGACCCGCAUUAAUCAAUGCCUGUUUUUUGCCCGCGGCUUCCAGUCGCUUGGACUGAAGUAGACCGUCACCUUACUGCUGGUUUCUACUUGUCGCUUUACCACUCGCGUUUUGCUUUCUGUAGCAAAUUUACCAGCAUCCACUCCACAGCAUAUAGCCGCUGUUGUAGGCCUCUUACAGAGAAGAAAAAAUGUUUAUUUUUGGGUCUUAUCCGGUAAGCGGGAGAGGGAGGGCUAGUUUAAAGGCUCCCCCAGCUACAAGCACAGGCGGACAAUAAAAUGGACUUACUAGACGCGUGAUAUUUUGGAGAAUUGACCAUCUUCCUCAAUGGUAGCUUGGAUUGACAUUGCACUGGGGCGAUUGUUCAUCAGAAUAGAUUUAUUCCUCCCCCUGACUCAUUUGCUCCUUUUCUGAAUGCGCGAGUGAUGGCUCAUCGCGCGGCUUCAAUGUGCGUGCUUCGACUUAUGAGUGAGUUGACUAUAGACGUAUAAGGCACCGAGAGAGUGGUGUAUUGCCUAGAUGGAAAGAUUUACGCUGGUAGCGGUGUUCAGUUAACGAGUUUGCCAGUGUGUAUCAACUCCCCGGUAGUGUGUGAGUGAGUACAGCAUGCAAGGCUUGCGCUUCUAUUAUUUAGCGACAGGCGACAGCUAAAGAGCCAUCACGAAAUUUGCUGAGGUUAAUACCCUGCCGAUAUUCGAAUUCAAGCCUUCUAUACAUUUCGGAACCUUUCAUCUACUCCAUUCCUACUUUGUGCAUCAUGCAUUCCCCCCAAGCCCUUUAACCACUGCUCCAGUUUGAAAGCCGCAGCCAUAGUGCUUACACACACCAUUAUUUGAUCGAGUAGUAUAUCGUGCUUUACUGGGGCGACCUAGUUUCUUGACGAUUUGUUCCCGCCUAUGUUUGCGUCUUUUCUUAGCUGAUUCCUUUUGCUCUUCAGCUAAUCCGAAAAAUUGGCCGCGACUGCCGAAAUUCUGUCCUUGUGGGCCCUGCUUCUACCAGGAUAUUGACCGCGAGAUUAAAGUUGAAUUUAGGCGAAUGGUCCGGACUGGUUACUAUAUUUGGAUGUCCUACGCAGUCCUUCUUCUAGUCAACAUGCUCGGCACCAUCUGCUACUUCGCCACCCCUGGCAUAGCCGAUGGUGGCACGCUCUUUGGUGUCGCCAUUCUCAUCACCAUAAUCUGUGUUCCCCUGUCCUACAUCUGUUGGUUCCGUCCCCUUUACAAGGCUUUCAAGUAAGUCCGUGCUCCCAACUAACUACUCUUCUUUCCCCAUAACUAGCAGACCUUCGCUGCAUGCUUUUAUCUGAUUCAUCUAGUCACACGUGGGGAGUUCUUAAAGACCUGGGUCAGGACUCGUUACUCUCGGAACCCGCGUCUCAGAUGUGACAUCGUAUGCUAUUGUUAGACAAGAUACUGCGCCUCCAGGAUGUCCGUCAAAAAUCCCAACCAUAACGCUCGGACCACAGUCUCCUGGUCGUUCUAGAUCCCGGUUAAACCGUGGCUCGUCGGACAGGGGUUGCGUGAAGUGGUCUGCCGAAGUGUCUAGCAUUGAAAACGGACGUCGCCAUCCACACCCCUUCCUAAAAACGCAAGCAAUUUUAAAUUAGAUCAUGUCGAAUGACGAGUGAGGCCUUACUAGAUGACAGCUAACAUUCGCCAUGCCGUAAUGCCUCAUUUGUUUGCGACCUUUUCAUAGGUACCACGUACAUACAGUAGAUGUGCUAACUCAUGAAAUGUCAACCAAAAUUUCGAAAUGCGUUCUCGUUUCGAAAAGAUAAAUAAAGUAGUGUUGUAAAACUAAUCAUGAUGCAGCAUAAAUCUAUAAUGAUCCAGUUACCUCAGGAGGUCUGUUUCCGAAGGCACUUAUUUUGGGCUGCAUGCAAGAUCUAUACUCUGCAAAAAAUGACUAUAUAAGUAGUAUGCAAUUUGCUCAUUGAUUUUCGAUGCCCUUGAAAAUUCAAUUAUAUUUCACGGUAAACAUGCAUAAAAAUAUUCAUUCUUUUACUUAUUCGGUAGAAAAUCACGUCUUCUUCCAAUUUCGUACUCAAAAGAACAGUAUAAUUCGGCCUUAAAAAAGUUUCUAAUUGUGAGAUUUUGUAAUACCGUGAAGAGGCUGUUCAUAAAACGCCACGUCUCUGCAUUUACGAAUGUGGCUUGCAAAGUUAACAAUAUUGCUCAAAUCCACUUUUUAAUUUUAUGAACCUCAUAUGGUCCCCUCUAAACAACAUAGAGAACUGCAUGGUUUUCCGUACACGGAAAAUAUACAGCUUGUAGUUUUGAAACCCUGAAUGCAAGUGUAACAGCAGGUCGGGUUCAAAAUUAUUCGGGAAUUAGAAAAAUUUUUUAAGGCCGAAUUAUACUGUUCUUUCGAGUACGAAAUUGGAAGAAGCCGUUAUUUGCCACCAAAUAAGUAAAAAAAUGAAUAUUUUUAUGCAUGUUUUCCAUGAAAUAUAAUUGGAUUUUCAAGGGCAUCGAAAAUCAAUGAGAAAAUUGCAUACUAUUAAAGUAGUCAUUUUUUGCAAAGAAUAGAUCUUGCUUGCAGCCGAAAAUAAGUUCUUUGGAAAGCCGACACUCUGAGGUAAUUGGAUCAUCAUAGAUUUAUGCUGCAUCAUGAUUAGUUUUACAACACUACUUAAUUUAUCUUCUCGAAACGAGAACGAAUUUCGAAAUUUUGGUGGACAUUUCAUGAGUUAGCACAUCUACUGUAUGUCGGAUCGGCGACCGGCCACGGCUGGAGGUAUUACCGUCACACGGUACGCGACUGCAUGCAUGGCAGAUCAAAAAGCAUGUUUAUUUCAUUGCAAGUCUUCGCUGAAGGUCGUCCUACUAUCGACCACCGACAGGCAUGCCUCGGGGCGUCGCAGACUUGUUUUUUGCGAAAUCACGGUACACUGGGUAGUUUUUUUCGGAGAUAAAGAACUUUUGGCCCUAUGGCCUCCAGCCCAUAAGGAUUUAGACUAUUUUCGUUCGAGGCGCUUGCAGAGCAUUGCGUCAUUCCCCAAAUACGUAAGUGUACUAUUGUCUCUUAGUUGCGGUGUGAACGAUCGUACUAGUGCUCUUAAGUACCCAACUCACAGCGGUGACCGCUUUACAAGAACAGUUUUCGCGCUGAUUUUCUGUCUCGAGUCGAGCGAAAACCCACCAAAAGCGAGCAAUAGGGACCGGAUAUAUUCUCCUGCCUAAAUGGCCGUAGUCCUUGACCCUCCGUUCGCCCUACCGAGUUCUGCAGUCGUCUUGCAUUGCCCAUCAAUGCGGCGCAUCUCUGUCGACUCACUAAAUGCCCCUGUUUCUCAUUUGGCCUAUUUCACUGUUUUUCGUCGUGGCAUAGUCGCGACUUGUAAGUGGUGUCGAACUACAUCUCAGGGAAGCAGUUGUAGGGCCUCCAAUUUCGUUGCGAAACGCGUGGGAAGCAAGCUAUUAUUAUUCUAAUAAAUUUAAAAAGUCAUUGUUUGCUAUGUGCCCGACAUAGUGACUCGCUGUGUGAUUCAUCGCCCCACUGCCCUUUCGUAGACAGAGACUCUGUGUCGUGGGUGGCCUAUUCGUCUUGUAUUUUGAACUUGGAUUCAUGCGUUCGGUCUUUGUGGAAAAUGCUUUUUCGCACAGAAGGUGAUUUCAGCCACCAAGAGUCGCUAGACAUUCUCGAGGACCGUUAUUGACAAGGACAAAAGAAACUCGAGCGACCAGUCCCAUGUUUUGCUUUGCUUAUUGCUGCUCUCAACCCGCAGAACAUAAAUUGGGAGAUCGUUAAGCUCAACGACCAACCAGGUGCGAAUUCAGAUAUCAGGUUUUUGCAAUUUGGGACCCGGGCAACUGGCUGACGACCGUAAGUAAUCUAGAAAUUGCUAUUCUAAUUCUCCUCUCCAUUGUCGACAUUGUUCCGUGACAGGGAAACACAGGUCGCAGCACUACUGCUUUCCAGCAUCCCAGACUAAAAUUAGGAAAAAUUUGAACGCCAAUACGCCUUCCCGCAGUCAGGCUAGGUCGAUGAGAGCACUUCCAUGUGAUUUUAAGACAUUACCCUUUGUGUUUAGUAGUGCGAACUUAACUACCGAUAUGCUAUUACCGACAAAAACAAAGGAGACUGGAAUGGCCAUUUCUGGCUUAUUAUCCGUCGUCAGCGGCGCUGGACUUCUAGCCAACAGGUCGCGAGUUCGAACUCCAGGUGUUUCACACUUCGGGGUUGGGUAUGACUGGCUGACGACGGCUAAUAAGCCGGAAACGGCCGUUCCAGUCUCCCUUGCCUUUGUCGGUAAUGACAUUCUGCCUAUAUCAUACGCUGCUGUGCGGCUGUUGGUUGGACUCGAGAGAAAGAGCCCGUAAUGCACAACGGAACGAGUGAGUUCCGUAAGAACGACCGGUGAGCGCCCCCCCUACCAUUAACUACCGAUUUUUACCCUUAGCCAUUUCCGAAACAUAGUUGCGUCAGCAAAGACUUACACCAACCAUCUGGUUCGCUUCAUUAUAAAAAGUGGACCCUGUUUACUACCAUAUUAAGUCCCACCUCCUCGGUGAAAUUUCACAACUAGUUAUUAUGGAGACCUGAACCUCCACAGGAAGCUUUGCAGAGAUUAUGUUGUUUGUACCAGCCAGGUUACCAAGCCCUGAUCCUGCAGUUGUGAGACGUCCAUGCUUUUGUUGUUAAGGCUUGUACCCCGAAGCGGAUGUUUCGUUUCUUCAUGAAAAUUAACUCGAAGAGGACUGCUUCCCCCACUUAAUUGAAAACUUGGGGGAUUGCGUCACAACAGCCCGAUUUAUUACAGCAUUGAAUUCAGAGGAAAAGACCCACAGACUCCUCGAAGACUGGUAGCUUAUCCAUCAUUUUUAAGGGGACCAUUAUUGUCUAUCUGAUCAGCGGUAACGUGUGUGUAUUGGCUUAUUGAGGGAGAUACUUGCGUAGCAUCUACCUUACUCAUCAUCCACAAGUGUCACGUUCCAUUUACGAACCAAAGCAACGACUACCGAAGGAAUUGCCUCAGGGACUGCGGUAAGAAGUCAUUGCAGCCUGAUUCCCAGUCUAAUGAAUGAACGAGUUGCCCCGUCAGUUGGCAACCUUCCUAUCCAUGACUUGGCGCGCCAGGGUAGUUCUGGAGUGGAUCUACUUGUUCUUAAUCUAACACCUCCCGCUCCAGUUUGACUGCGGUUUACGUCCCGCUCGACGAUGUCGUCGGGAAAUCGUUUGGAGUAAUCGACUAUAAGCUUCUUCACUAGAUUGUGUUCCUGGUUUAGGUGAUGAGUGACAUGUUUUGGUGGCCGAGGAUGAUAUGGAUGUGGAAUGGUUGGCGAUUUUUCCCCAGUAAUAAAUGUGCGAUAGAGUAGGUAAGUGAAGUACUGACAAAUAACAAAAUGCAUUUUUGCACAGACAUUCUGACCAGACACGUAGUAAAUGGAGUGGGUUAGGGGAUGGGCUUACAGCUGACGGUAAUGCAAGGAAAAUGAUAGUUGGAAGUAUCGUACGUGCACUGCCUAUACAGGCAAAUGUGAUGUGAUCAACACUUGCGAUGUCCUUUGACACUGUUUAAGCCUUUUAUGCUGUGAUGCAGUGAAUGUUAUUAUUUCCUACAGGGAUAAUUCGAGUCUUGGAUAUGCCUUACAAUGGAGACAUGUUGGAAGCAGCUAAACAUUGGGUGCACCGGUCCGCAGGGUUCCCGUCCUACAUGCUAGUGUCUCUGCCUUGAUAUCUUGUAUUCCGUUGGCUUUGAAGUGACCACUCCACCCUUUCCGGCAAAUCGCAAUGCGCAGUCGCUUUCCGGCACACCGGAGUGGAGUCGCCAAGAUGUCCUUGGGUGGCACCUUUAUCCACGUUUUUGGUAAAACUCGUAGCGAUGUCGCCUUAGAAAGCCGCUUCGACAAGCUGUCGCCAGCCAUCCUCACAACGCGACCCCCGUUGAAGUUGAUUCUGCCUUAGUAUGACAAAGGUACUGAGCAUGAGAUUCGAUUCCAGGAGCCGUCCUUACCACUUGAACUUCAGAAUCCUCAGAACACAGCUUAGGGGAAAGCGGUUUGGCGAGGAUCUGAUGUUGGAUCACACACUUAUAUUAUUGAAAUCUACCUACUUAUCUGGUUUAGGUAGGUAUGUUAUGCUUGUCUUAUUGUGGAGGCAUUUAAUGCUAGGAUCAGGAUUUGGGGCUGGCAUUAGAGUCAUGCGGUUGGGACUUAGGGCCUGGGUUGGGGCUACGACUAAGUUCAGAAUUAGGGUUAGGAUUGAGGUUAGGGUUGAUUUGGCACACCGUAUUGCCCAAUCCGACCACUUACCAUAUAUUCCCUGUUUUCGUCCGUUUACACGCUCACAAUGGGAAUCUUUAAAAUUGCGUGCCUUUCCCGACACCUCGUUGGGGUGAUGAAACAAACAUAUGCCAGAAAUGUGAAUAUUGUCGAUGCCUUACGCAGACUCCGUUUAUAGCUUCGUUCGUCUGCCCUCCGAUAAAACUAAUAUUAACAUCCUUGCUGCCGUGUUUACUUUUUGAGGAAAGUAAUGUGCGAACAUGGAGUAAAUCCUUUAAAACAAAGCCCGAAUAUUCACAGACAAAAUGUCGAGCCUUUGACUUUGUUCUGAAGCGUUUACUUCAAGUAGACCAGUUUCGUUCAUAUCAUUCAUAGGGGGGCACUAGUUGAUAGAUGGCUACCGUCUUACCCGGGUUAACAGUAAUUCGGAAGUCGAUACAUUCAGAGAGGAAGAGAUCCAAGCUCUGUUGAAUGUAAGCUUAAUUAAAAAACAACUGGUCUUAAUCUUGGGCAUUUUCAUCACUGUCCUCACAGUCUUACAUUGAACACCCUUAUGUUCGGUAGUUAAUGUCAACCUUAGGCCCUUUGUCCGGCUAAGUAGUAGUUGGAAACAUGAGAUUGAAGAGGAUGGGAGUGAAUAUAUAAUCCUACUUUAACCCAUUUUUCUUGGCGAACGCAUCGAGGGUCGAUCUAUCGUCCCUCGCGGGUCUACAUGUCACCGCGAAAUUUUGUGAUCACCAUAAUCAACCUUUCUUAACGAAAAUUUCACCACGACGCCUCUAGACCUCGUUUUUCAUUGUGUCGGAGGCUUUCAUGCAAGACUGAUCUCCAUUUCCUAGUUCUAAAGACUAUGACUUGAUGCCCAGGGAGUCCUGUCAAUUUCGAGUGAUGCAAGAGCGACGCCUCAGUAACGCCUACAGGAAGCGUAUUCAGAGUCCAGAAUUACCCUACGUCGGAUGUGUCUCCUUGGCUGGUUCGGGAAAUGUUGCUUUUUGGGUCGGACGCGCUUUAUGCACUUUACUCAUCGCACUGUAUUCCCUCGCUCUCAUCUGGUGUCAGCAGAAAUGAAGAAUGUACCGUUAAUUUCCAUAAGACUGGUGUCAGUUUUUACUGAACUUGGUUUUCGUGGUCAUCUAUGAUGAGCCAUUACUUCCCCUAUCCUUUUUCGAGGCAUGCAGGACCAGGUUGUGAGACAGACUAAUACUAGUAAAGCAGGACGGACUGGUUCUACUGGCAACAGUGUCAACAUAGAUUGCAGAAAACAUGUCGAAAGAAGUCAUGAUCCUGCAUUCGGCGCAUCAACAUCUGUUGACCGUCCACCCAGGUUGCGUCUCGUGUGCGGCAUUCGUGGGAACUGAUUGGGAGUGAUAAGACUAGCAGCUGGACCUACUUGUCUGAGAUUGUAGCACCCGCAACCAAAUACAUCGGCUUAGUUGCCAAGAUCUUUCUAAUGCCAGACCUACACACGACUCGCUGAUGACUUUCCGAAUUGUAUUUUUUGUUUUAGAAACGACAGCUCCUUCAACUUCUUCAUCUUUUUCUUCGUCUUCUUCGCCCAGUGCGUAGUUCUUCUAAUUCAAUUCCUUGGUAUCAUGAAUUGGGGAACUUGGUAAGUGGAUUGUACCUCUACUUCCUCCUCCCCUCCCCACGAUUUUGUAACCUCCAGGAACCUUCGUUAUUUAAGAGCUCCCUGUGCUCCUUACCCCCAGCGCGAAAGUCUUGCCUCUCGCGUCCAUUUCGACCAACAACGGUUUGUUGCUAACAGCUUGGGAAUUCAGGCGUGAAAGGUUAUACAGUGAGUGACCGAUCUCAUGAAAUGUUGGCUGAAAUUCUGAAAUACGUUUUCGAUUAGGAAGGAGUACUUAAGCCCGGUUGCAAAACUGAUGUUCUUGCGGCAUAAUUCUAUAAUAUCUCAGACUCGGUAGGACGUCAGCUUUCAAAUUUACUGCUUUUAAAUCUCCCGUAGAAACCGUCUUCGGUAAGAAAUGACUACUUAAGUAGCAUGCAUUUUUCCCAUUGAUUUUCGAUGGUCUUGCAAAUGUAAACAUAUUUUAUAGAAACCACGAACAAAAAUAUGCUUUCUUUCAGUCAUUUGAUAAAAAACCACGGCGUCUUUAUAUUUUAUGCUCGAAGAAGGGAUAUAAUUAGGUUUUGAAAAAGUUUCUAAUUAUGAGAUUUUCAAGACCGUGCAUUGUCCGUUCAUACAGCAUCGUGCCUGUUCGUUUACCACUGCUCCUCAUGAAAUGUACAACAUGGUCCGCGUCCAUUUCAAAAUUUUAUGGAUUCUAUAUAGUUUUUUAAGGCAUGGAAGACUAUGUGAUUUGCUUCACGGGAAACACAUGCACCUUGUAGACUAAAAUCACUAAGCGCUAAUGCAACGGCCCAUCAGGCUCCAAAUUAUUCGGGAAUUAGAAAACUUUUUUAAAACCUUAUUUUACUCCUUCGAGCAUAAAAUUUUAAGACGACGUGGUUCUACAUCAGAAAACUGAAAGAAAGCAUAUUUUUGUUCGAGGUUUCUAUAAAAUAUAUUUGAAUUUUCAAGACCGUCGAAAAUCAUUGUAAAGAAUUCAUGCUACUUAAGUAGCCAUGUUUUACCGAGUACAGAUUAAAAUGUAAAGCAUUCCAAAGCUGACAUCCUGCCGAGUCCGGAAUAUGUUAGGACUAUGUCCCAUGAUCAUUAAUGUUUCAACCCCACCUAAGUAAACCUUCCUAAUCGAAAACACAUUUCAGGAUUUCAGCCAACAUUUCAUGAGAUCGGUCACUCACUGUAUGUCUUUCUGAGGAGCCCCCUUCGCCUCAUCGAGACGGGCGCACGGCCCGCCCGAGAAUAUCUACGGUGGAUAUGUUCAGAUCGAUUAACUUUCGGGACAUCUUUGUCAUUAACGGCUCUAAGCUGUGGUGGAUUGGGUUAAUCUACAGAGUCCUUUGAUUCUAAGCUGAGGUUUUCAAGUCACAUUGAAACCUAUUCGUGUGUCCCGUAAGAAUUUCUGGGUUUAUAGAUAGUUCCCAAAUUACAAUGACACGUCAUUGAGAUCCCAUCUUAAAGCUCAUAACGAUAUUCGAGGGGAAUCUUCGGUCGACGUUCAGGUGGUCCCUAAUUUUACGUCUGGAGGCCAGGGCUAAACUAGACAGUAACAACGAAGCCAGAAGUCAACAUUACGUCCCGCAACAUAGCCGACCUUUCAGUCCGAAAAGCCACUGAUGCGAGGCCGUGACCUGCUUCAAUUGGCAGUCUUCGAAGUGCCCACUGAGGGUACCUUCCUGACAUCAAACGAUGACCUUUUCACAAUUCACUCUGUCAACUCCACAUCAGAUCCGCCUGAUAGUUACGUGCCCACUUCCCUUUCCCGGUGGUAGCCAGAGUGAAGUAUAAGUCACCUCUCAAAUGUCGCUCCACUUAAUCUAGACGGGCACAGCCAGGCUUUCCGCCUCUGCACUUCGUCAUUAAGUUGUCCUCGUAACCAAUCCUAAGGACAUUACAUGCCGCCUUAAACCUUUAUCUGCCCAUUUGGCUCGUCUAAAACUUCUUGCACCUUAAGGGGUUGAGCGUUUGGAAAUAAACUCGUCUGUCGGACUUGUGGCGCCGUCGAGGUAUCUUUGGUGUGCUUUGCCUUUAGUAGUCAGUACAGAACAAGGGCAGACAGUUGUUUUACGGUUUUUGAACACUUUUUUCCCUAAAGAACUACUGUAUUUUGCCUGAAGUUGUUUUGAGCGGAUGCUACCUCAAGCGGCUUGCCCUUAAACGCCUAGUCCACGUAAAAUUCUCGCUGAUCUGAUCCUACAAACAAUUUUCCUUUUCAGUGGACUUCUUGUCGGCUUGGGUAUUAUCAAAUCGCAUCCAGCUCUUGGCGGAUUUGUACUCACUUUGGCUGUAAUCUUUGGCCUCGAAACGCUCGUGUGUGCCUACUAUCUCGUCCAGGUAAUUUUUUCGAUUUCACUCUUUACUCUUUUCACGAACUAGUCUGGCCCUCCAGAAGACGAACGGAGCAUCUGGUUUAGUAUUGUAAAGCAUUAGUAUACAUUUAUAAUUAUCUUCUUAAUGUGCAUUUUGAACAGAGAAUUAUUACAACGGUGUGUAAACCAACUAUGGGUUUAACUUGCAGUACUUAAUACCAACUUCAGAACGUGGCGCACAGAAAUGUAUAGGCUGCCUUGAACGUGUCAGUCGAGAAUCGGUUCUCUAAAUAAACUCAGGAUCAAAAUUUCCCGCACAUUUAGCGUGAUAACUCCAAAAGCCUUAACAAGUCCGGUUAAACAAUAGUUGUUUUGGCAACGAUCGGGUGAAGGCCCCCAAACACACACACGACCAGCCACAGGUGCCUGUCCUACGGGAAAGGUGGUAAUAGGGGUUUUACGGACAGGGCCUAUGUCUGCAUAGUGGAAUGGCAAAAUAAAUAUAGAUAAUUGGUAAAUUUGCCUUUCGGGCAGAAAAGUUCUAAUGCAUUGACAUAUAUCAACCGAAAUUAAGCAGAACAGGUAAAAGAAUAAGCAUUAAGCGUCUACAACGAUCACUUCUCAACUCUCUGAGCUGAGGUCAUUGCAGAUAAUGCACCAGGCCGUCAACAACAGACGACCCAACCUUGUACAAUGAAACACCAAACCGAAAUAAUCGUCUCGGACUAAAACCCACUUAAGUAAGUAUAGUAGCUGCUGUUUGUAUGCCACAGAUGCUUGGGGGCCUUCACCAGAUCCUUACUGUGGUAUCUCGAAGUGCCCAAAAUUGGUUGCAAAAGUGUUACUUCAUCGCCUCGAUAAAUAUGUUGUUCUAGAUGGCGUGUUUAAACCGCCUGAAUGAACUUUUUUAAUUUUGGUUUGGAUACCAGUGUCGCAACACUCCGUUACUGAUGCUAGUAUUAUUGCAGUUAGUUACCCAUACUGUAAGCGUUGGUAGAGUAGCAUUGGCAGCCGUUGUGGCGGUGGUAGUAGUAGUAGUACUAAUAGUAGGAUUAUUAGUAGUAUUCGCCGUAUCAGUGGUGGUAGACGGGGGAAAAAGUUUUCUUCAGUGUUACGACACUGUAUUCCCGCCAGUGGUAGUAGUAUUAGUAGUAACAGCGGUAGUAGUGGUAGUAGUAGCAGUAGUAGUGGUGGUGGUAGUAGUAGUAGUAUUAGUGGUAGUAGUAGUAGUAGUCCGCCCGUAAGACAGGCUGGUGGGGGAGUAGACAAUUCGAAGUGUUGCGACACUGUAUUCCCGCCUAAUUUUGUUUCUGGAAAUGAUACCUUCGAAUUUAAUCUUAGUAAGAUCAUUUUGAGGGCAUUUAUUUAAAGGUCGUUUACUUAGGCAUUUUUUGACAAUACUGCGAGGCUGAUAUUUGCUGUAGAACGGGAUUUUGUACAGGAGCAAGAGCACACAUGACCUGUUUUCCUCAGCAUAAACCAGGCUUCCUUGAAGGCGGCAUGGAUCUCAAGCCAGGUGUGGCGUGCCAUGGAGGCCACAUUGAGAAGGAGCCAAUGAACCUGGCCCUCAGUUCAGGUUCAGUUCACAGCCUUUAAAACCAUGGCUUUUAGCGCAUCGGAUUUAUUUUAGCAAAAAAUGCACCGAUGCGCCGUGGGGAUGGAUUCCCUAGCGUGGGCAUCCCUAUUCCUUCCCACCACGCACCUACCAACCGCUUCUCGGAUUGAGUGCAAUGACUGACGCACGACCUCGGAGGCUGACCGUAUUUGUGGGCUCGCGCGAAUUCUGCACAACCCGAUUAAGGCAUGCCGUGAUCCAAUCUGACUCCCGUUUUUGCCCAGCGCGUGUACAGCGCAGCUGGUUGUGGAGGCCAAAUCGCCAGUACGCAGUCAGUAAUAAGCAAGUGUAUGCGGAAAAGCCAUGAACACACAACGGGUGCGCAAAGAAGGUUGUACACUGUAGAACGUGCACGCCACGCAUUGUCGGAGGGCAAGAAUGAAGGGAGUUUGCCAACGGCUUCGUGAAGGACUUCGAACAAAACUUCCUGGCUAUCUGUCUGCAACUUUGCCACAGACAGGUCGAUGGUAACAUUACCGUGACACCUCCUUAGGUGCGGCUUAUAUCACAAUGAGAGAAAAGUAUCCAAGACCGCAAAAACCAUUGCUUGCGGCUUACAGGUCAGUUUGACUAAUUGAUUGGCGUACACUACACGUAACCGAGGAAUGUGAACAGCGGGCCAAUUAUAUCAAGCUUUGCCCAUCACACUCCGCGUUGCCUGUGCUUGUCAGAGGAGUUGAAAAUUAACGUCGGGUAAGGCGCCGGACGAUCUCAAAAACAGAAAAUCGACCACCACCCCUCGGUCACCCGAACCAACGAAUUAUCUCAGCAACGAGCAGACCACGCCGACUCGCCGGCCGUUGCAUCGUCCAUGAGGCCAUUGGGUGAAGCGCUCGAUGUGGCGCAACUUGGGUCCCGCACGCCACUUCCGUUUAUAUGUUUCGCCAAUUCGCCCCAUUUAUAAUAAUUCCACUGUUACAUCUGCCCGACCUACCUCCAAAGAUUGAUAACGAAGACCUUCUAACGUGUAGCCCUCUCUUGCAUUUUUGCCUCACUGAGAGCUCUGCCAAAUGCGGAUGUGUUCCACGUUCUCACAUGGGACACCUGUCCACGUUCCUUCCCGAGGUUUAAAGAUUGCGGCCUGAUGGCCGAGCCUGGUGUCCGCACAGUCACGGGCCCCCUACGGGUUUUUAUCAGUUCUCUCGAUCCAAGGGGACCAACACUGGAAUCUUUGGCUGUGAACUGUUUUCUCUGCACAACCUUGCUCUCACGUGGGCCAGUAUCUUUGCUGAGACUGACUUCUAUAUAGGCCUCUGUCUUACCAUUUUCCCCUCCUCCUCUAGGUUCACCGAGUCUAUCGUUCAACGGGCGCUAGCUUCAUCAAGGCACGCCAAGAAUUUGCAUCCACUCUGGCCUCUAACCCAGCAGUACGUAGUGCCGGCAUGACAGUUGCCCGAGACGCCUUUAUUGGGCCGCAAUCUUCCGGUGCCGAAACGGGAGUACGCUACUGA